AAGCGUGUACAAUUGUUAUCUUUAAGUGAAAGUUUUUGUUUUCUUUAUUCAAUAAACAAGUUUUCAAUAAACAGAUGUUAGUGUUCUGUGAAAAUAGAGUUUAGUGAUAAAAAAUAGUAAUUCCUAAUACCGUAUGGAAUAUCAAAUAUUUUAAAAUCUAUAUUCCUCGAUAAAAACAAAUCUAAAGAUUUUUAUUUUUUUAAGCAAUGGAAUACUUCAUACAUUCAUGGAUUUAUUGGAAAAAACGAGGUGUUGUAGAAAUUCCCCCACGUCCUUUUUUUGGCAAUUUUUCAAUAAAAAUGUCUCCUGGAUAUUUGUUAAAAAAAUUUUACGAACAAAGUGAAAAUUCCCCGUAUGUUGGAAUUUAUAUUCUUCAUAAACCUUGUUUGAUUUUACGUGAUCCUGAAAUUAUAAAGCGAAUACUUGUUAAGGACUUUAAUAUUUUUUCCGAUAAAUUUAUGCGCUCGAGUGAGAAAGAAAAUUUUAGCAACUAUUGUAUUUUUUUAAUUAAAAAUCCUGACUGGAAAUACAUCAAAACAAGGCUAUCGAGUUUAUUUACAUCCAGCAAACUAAGAAACAUGUUUGAAUAUUUACAAGAUGUGAGAAAGGAUCUGGAUGAUUAUAUGGAUUCUAGAAUAGAAGGUUCUGAAAAAAGGAUAAACGUGAAGGAACUCUGUGCAAAAUUUACAAUAGACAUUGUUGGUCUAACGGUAUUAGGUUUAAAAUUAAAUUGUCUGAAAGAUCCAAAAUCUGAAUUCCAAAGAAUUGUGAGGAGGAAGAUGACUGGCGUUUCGGAUUGGAAACGAGCAAUGGAAGUUACUUCUAUAUCUUUGAUGCCACAAAUUACCAAUCUCUUUGAUUUUCGAUUUUUUGAAAAAGAUGGCAUCGAAUUUUUCAGAAAACCUUUUAAAGAAUCUUUAGAGGAACGAGAAAAAUCUAAAAUGCAAAGGAACGAUUUGAUUGAUUUGUUGAUCCAGCUUCGGGAGAGUUCUGAAAAUAACGGAGAAAGUGAAAUGAGAUUUAAUGAAGAUAACCUAUUGACUCAAGCAAUGAUAUUUUUCCUCGCUGGAUAUGAUUCCUCAGCAUUGACAAUGUCUUCGGCUUUAUACGAAUUAGCUAGAAAUCCGGCUAUUCAGGCAAAACUGAGAACAGAAAUUAAUAAUGCUAUCAAAAUUAAUAAUGGAGAAAUAACAUACAAUAUGGUAACAGAUCUUCAAUACCUGGACAUGGUGGUUUCAGAAAUAUUAAGAAUUUAUCCUGUUUUGCCAAUUAUUGACCGAAUAGCAACGAAAGAUUACAAAAUUGAAGAAACUGGACUCAUUAUAGAAAAAGGAACACCAAUUUUGAUACCAAUGCUUGGACUCCAUUACGAUUCAAAAUAUUUUGCAAACCCAAACAUUUUCGAUCCUGAACAUUUUUCGGAUUUUGAAAAAUCAAAGAGAAAUCCAUAUGCUUAUAUGCCUUUCGGAAUUGGUCCACGAAGUUGCAUCGGAAUGCGCCAAGGACUUUUGCAGGCUAAGCUUGGCUUAGCUCAAAUAAUUUCAAGAUUCGAAGUGACACUCUCAAAAGAUUCUUCAGCAGAUAUUGAUCCUAAAGGAUAUUUCACACUAUUUACGGAAGAUCUAUUUUUGAAUAUGAGAAAAUUUUGAUACUAAUUAGAAAUAAUAACGUUACUAAUUUAACUAAAUUUAUACUAAUGAACAUUAAAUCAUUCAUUGCAAUUAUUUUGUCCUGAGGAAAUUAUUAAUUACGCGACUAAACCUGAUGUGUUAUGAUAGAUUUGUUUUAUC
Messenger RNA from Belonocnema kinseyi, 1790 nucleotides. RefSeq names its product cytochrome P450 6k1-like. The record is from RefSeq and is a predicted model, not a curated record. Bases 207 to 1649 code for a protein of 480 amino acids. Lineage: Eukaryota; Metazoa; Arthropoda; Insecta; Hymenoptera; Cynipidae. The transcript is spliced from 6 exons. Gene Ontology annotation, molecular function: oxidoreductase activity, acting on paired donors, with incorporation or reduction of molecular oxygen; iron ion binding; heme binding.